CCAUCAGUCACACUGAUCACAGCUCCUUUGGUAGAAGAAACAGAAGGACAUGGCAAACCUGAACUGGUCAUAUGAGGGAGAAAAUGGUCCUGAGCAUUGGAGCAAGCUCUACCCCAUUGCUAACGGAGACAAUCAGUCCCCCAUAGACAUUAAAACCAAAGAGGUCAAACAUGAUGCCUCUCUGAAACCUAUCAGUGUCUCCUACAAUCCAGCAACAGCCAAAGAAAUUGUCAAUGUGAGUCAUAACUUCCAGGUAAAUUUUGAGGACAAGGAUAACCAGUCAGUACUAAAAGGUGGUCCCUUCACUGGAAGCUUUAGGCUGCGUCAGUUUCAUUUUCACUGGGGCACUGCUGAUGACCACGGAUCUGAGCACACAGUAGAUGGAGUAAAAUACUCAUCCGAGUUACACAUAGUUCACUGGAAUUCUGAAAAAUAUUCCAGCUUCAGUGAAGCAGCUGAGAAACCUGACGGCUUGGCAAUUAUUGCUGUUUUUAUUAAGGCUGGCCAAGCCAACCCAGGCCUCCAGAAAGUAAUUGAUGCUCUAAGUUCAAUCAAAACUAAGGGCAAAAAAGCUCCAUUUGCUAAUUUUGACCCAUCCCUUCUAAUCCCUCAAUCCUCGGAUUACUGGAGCUAUCAUGGUUCUCUGACUCAUCCCCCUCUACAUGAGAGUGUAACCUGGAUUAUCUACCGGGAGCCUAUCAGUGCCAGCUCAGAACAGCUGGCCAAGUUCCGAAGUCUUCUAUCGACUGCUGAAGGUGAAAAAGCAUCCUCCAUCCUGCACAACCACCGACUCCCCCAGCCACUGAAAGGGAGACAAGUGAAAGCUUCAUUCAAGUGAGCCUUCUGUCAUCUCCAUUCCAAAGAGGAAAAAAGGCAACAUCUUUUCUAAAGAAAUCUUUUCAAACCAUAGGAAGUAAAUGUCUUGCAUGGUUAUUAUUUAGUGAAUAUUUGUUGAAUCUGAAUUUAAUCCGUGAGAAGCAUGUGGACUAUUUAGUUAUUGCCAUUUCAUUAAAUUCAAGUUGCAUGAAUUUACUAUACUAAUCUUCACUCUGUGAGAUUCUCUUCCAACAACUCUGAAGAAAAAUAUUUUACUUUUGGCUUUUGUAUGCAUUUGGUAAUCUGCAAGCUAACCAUAAUUUAAAGUUUUGCUAAAAUUCAAGUUUGAAUAGAGGGAUUCUUUAUGAUGGUAGUUACUGUUU
Monodelphis domestica (gray short-tailed opossum) is the source of this 1199-nucleotide messenger RNA. RefSeq names its product carbonic anhydrase 1 (gene CA1). Gene Ontology annotation, cellular component: cytoplasm. Gene Ontology annotation, molecular function: zinc ion binding; carbonate dehydratase activity. The record is from RefSeq and is marked provisional. Lineage: Eukaryota; Metazoa; Chordata; Mammalia; Didelphimorphia; Didelphidae.